AUGGGUGAUGGCGACUACAGCGACAACACACGAAUGUUCGAACCUGAAUGUUUCGUGUCAGUCCACAGAGUCGGGCUUAUGAAGAAAAAUGGCUACCCUGUGGAGAUGUACAAGGUGACCACCGACGACGGCUACAUCCUAGAAGUGGACAGGAUGCCACGAGGUCGAUCAGACGGUGGCACCAGUGGGAGCUCGCGGCCGCCCGUGCUCAUGGUCCACGGCAUUGUGUCCUCUGCAGCAGAUUGGGUUAUAAACAAGCCUGACCUUAGCGCAGGUUUCUUGAUGGCUGACAGGGGUUACGACGUCUGGCUCAUCAAUACCAGAGGUGUGCCUUACUCCAACUACCACGUGACGCUAUCUACGAACGACCCUCGAUUUUGGGACUGGAGUUUUGAAGACAUCGGCUAUUACGACGUUGCAGCCACAGUUGACUUCGUCCUGAAUAAUACCGGCCGGUCGAACCUCAGCAUCCUUGCCUGGUCGCAAGGCUUCACCGAGGUCCUCGUGCUUCUUUCCCUACGGCCCGAGUACAACAACAAGGUCAGUGUUGUUGCCGGUUACGCCCCAGUCGCCAACAUCACGCACAUCAAAACGCCGGUGACUGUACUCGCACCGGCAGCAGAGCUAAUUAAGGCUGGCAUCGAUGUCUUUACAAUGGGAGCGCUGCUAACAUCGAGCAUGCUUACCCAAACUUUCAUCGGCGUGUUCUGCAACACCCCUUUGCGCGGAGCUUGCUUCCUGCCCAUCCAAGUUGUCGUGGGCGCAAGCAGUGAACAGUUGAACAGGACAAGAAUUCCCGUCUACAUUGCACAUCAACCAGCCGGCACCUCGACAAAAAAUAUUGUUCACUACGCUAAGAAUUACAGAGCCAGGAACUUCAAGCGCUACGACUACGGGCUUCUGGAAAACCAGAAGCGCUAUGGCCAGGUCACGCCUCCACAGUUCCCACUGGAAAAGGUUCGCUCUCGGAUAGGCCUUUUUCGAGGGCCGUCCGAUAGGCUGGCCGAUCCAACGGACAUAGACGACCUGGUGAAGCAGAUAGGCAAAGUGGUGGCCCUCAACUACGACGUUCCGCAGCAGACCUUCCAGCACUUGGAUUUUGUUCUGGGCUCCUACGCCACGGAGAUCUUGCACGAGCCAAUGAUACAGUUCGUGUCCAACUACUCUGGCCCCUGA
Messenger RNA from Dermacentor silvarum, 1176 nucleotides. Its product is annotated as lipase lipl-1-like. Gene Ontology annotation, biological process: lipid metabolic process. The transcript is spliced from 9 exons. Gene Ontology annotation, molecular function: hydrolase activity, acting on ester bonds. The record is from RefSeq and is a predicted model, not a curated record. The coding region runs from base 1 to 1176 and encodes 391 amino acids. NCBI's taxonomy places the organism in Eukaryota, Metazoa, Arthropoda, Arachnida, Ixodida, Ixodidae.